AACAAAAAAAAACAUAAUAUGGAAGGGAAAAUUAGUCUUGUUUUUGUGACUUUUCUACUGAUUAAUGUAGCAUUUACAACAUAUGCCCAAACUUUAGUUCCACAAACAGCUGCAGAAAUUAACACCUGGUUUCAAACUGCUGUCAAACCAGUCGGCCAACAAACAACAUUGGAACCAAAUGUAAUAGAAGCUGAAAAUGGAGAGGUAGAAACCAUUGAAGUAAAGCAAGAUGGAACCGGAAAAUUUAAGACAAUAUCUGAUGCUGUUAAACAUGUUAAAGUAGGAAACCUAAAGCGCGUAAUAAUAAAAAUUGGUCCAGGAGAAUAUAGAGAAAAAGUUAAAGUCGAAAGAUAUCAGUCAUAUAUUACAUUUCUUGGAGAUCCAAAGAAUAUGCCGACAAUAACAUUUGCAGGAACUGCUCUUGAGUAUGGGACAGUCGAUAGUGCAACUCUAAUUGUUGAGGCUGAUUAUUUUGUUGCUGCAAAUAUAAUUAUUUCGAAUUCUGCCCCAAGGCCUGAUGGAAAAGCAAAAGGAGCACAAGCUGUUGCAAUGAGAAUCUCUGGCGACAAAGCUGCAUUCUAUAACUGUAAAUUUAUUGGAUUUCAAGACACUCUUUGCGAUGACAAGGGUAACCAUUUGUUUAAGGAUUGUUAUAUUGAGGGUACUGUUGAUUUUAUCUUUGGCGGAGCUACAUCACUUUAUUUGAAUUCUGAGAUUAAAGUGUUACCGGGAGAUGAUAUGGCGGUGAUAACUGCUCAUGCUAGGAAGAACGAACAAGAAGCCGGUGGAUACUCUUUUGUCCAUUGUAAAGUAACCGGAACAGGUGGUAAUACACACUUAGGCAGAGCUUGGUUUGAAGCAGCUCGAGUAAUUUUCGCUUAUUGUGACAUUAGUGAUGUUAUUAAACCCGAGGGAUGGUCCGACAACAACAAGCCUGAAGUUCAAAAAACGGUGUACUUUGGAGAGUUCAGCAACACAGGCCCAGGUGGAGCAGUGGACAAAAGAGUACCAUAUACAAAGAAGUUAACAGAAUCAGAGGCUAAGACAUUUAUGAGUCUUGAGUAUAUUGAUGCAGCUAAGUGGCUACUUCCAGCUCCUCAACUGUAAAUAUUACAUCUCGUAUAGCCAAAAGGGGUGAAAUGGAAUUCAAAAAUAAUUAUGAAAAUAAUGAGUUAUGUUUUUAAACAUAUGAGUCUAAAUAAUAUUGUUACAUUUUCUAUGAAAAUUCUCUAUAUAAAAGAGAUAUGUAGCAAUUUUAUUAGAGUAGAUGUUAGUACAAUUUGUAUUUUGAUUCAAGAAUAUUUAAAUGUUAGUCAAAAUAAUAUGAUUAGUUAGUCAAUUACAUAAACUAACAUUUUAUUUUGAAUGUAGUUUUAUCCUCUACACAAUGUGGGAGAGUUUUCAAAUUGUAAUUUCAAUUUC
This is a messenger RNA of Amaranthus tricolor (Joseph's coat), 1422 nucleotides long. Its product is annotated as putative pectinesterase 63. Gene Ontology annotation, biological process: cell wall modification. Lineage: Eukaryota; Viridiplantae; Streptophyta; Magnoliopsida; Caryophyllales; Amaranthaceae. The transcript is spliced from 5 exons. The coding region runs from base 19 to 1107 and encodes 362 amino acids. The record is from RefSeq and is a predicted model, not a curated record. Gene Ontology annotation, molecular function: pectinesterase activity.